UAUGCUAUAGCGCCCGUUGAUGAUCCCUUCCUUGCGCUCGUUGAACGCUCACUUGAGAUAGAUGUAAAAGUAUUCAGGCCCGAGGUCGCAGCUGUUGUAACACAGUUCCCCAUAUUAGAAAAACGUCCUCCUUGGCUCCCUGGAGCGAGCUUGGUAAGGGAUGCUAUAGUUCAGAGAACCCUCACUCCCAUGAUUGUGGACAUGCCCUUUGAACAUGUGAAGAACAACAUGGCCGCGGGGACGGCUGCACCAUCCGUGGCGUCGGAUGCAUUGAAACGUAUACCAGUUAAAACACAAGAUGAAGGGAAGGCCGCUGUUCUUGAGAAAGGGAUUAAGGAAUCCAGUGCAACUGGUUAUGCUGGAACUACGACGUCCACUUCAUACAUCUUCCUGCUCGCGAUGGUUCUAUAUCCCGAGGUGCAAACGCGUGCGCAAGCAGAGAUUGAUUCCGUCCUUGAGGAAACUCUCGAAAGAUUGCCCGACUGGAAUGAUCGCGCUUCCAUGCCCUUCAUCAAUGCCGUCAUACUGGAGACGCUAAGGUGGUUCCCUGUCGCCCCCCUGGGCGUUGCACAUGCCACGGUAAAUGACGACAUCUACGAAGGCUACUAUAUUCCAAAAGACAUAAUCAUUUCUUCUUAUGCAAGGUUUAUGGCACGCAAUCCAGAUAAAUAUCCUAACCCAACGAGGUUCAUACCCGAGCGUCACAUGUCAAAAGUUGCUGUCGAAGAGCCGUCAACACAUGGCCCUGCCAGUGAUGAUAUUUCCUUUGUUUUUGGAUUUGGAAGGCGUAUUUGGUACGAAGUUUGGAGUUUUGCGGAUAGACGGGUUUGCCUCACCUUUCAACAGCGUUGGACGGUCGCCGAUGCUUCUUUAUUCGUCGCAGUUGUGAAUAUUCUAACUGUUUUCCGGUUGGAACGUGCGCCAGGAUGGAAUGUCGGGCCUGAUGCUGAAGGAGUGAAAUGGACGGCAGGCUUAACGACGCACCCUGUAUUCCCGUGCAUAUUCACCCCUCGCCACACGAAGGAAAGGGUAUCGCAGUUGAUAAAAAUGCAAUGCUAAGAGCUGCGCGGAUAUGGUUCUGGGGGUGAAAUCAUGUAUUACCUUUUUUUUGUGUCGUUGGCUUUCGUUAUCCGUCAG
Molecule: messenger RNA, 1137 nt
Organism: Suillus plorans
Lineage: Eukaryota; Fungi; Basidiomycota; Agaricomycetes; Boletales; Suillaceae
Product: cytochrome P450
Exons: 9
Coding region: 190-1059 (289 amino acids)
Molecular function (GO): oxidoreductase activity, acting on paired donors, with incorporation or reduction of molecular oxygen; heme binding; monooxygenase activity
Source: RefSeq, a predicted model, not a curated record